This is a messenger RNA of Quercus lobata, 1864 nucleotides long. Its product is annotated as F-box protein At3g07870-like. Lineage: Eukaryota; Viridiplantae; Streptophyta; Magnoliopsida; Fagales; Fagaceae. Gene Ontology annotation, molecular function: protein binding. The coding region runs from base 118 to 1512 and encodes 464 amino acids. The transcript has 4 exons. The record is from RefSeq and is a predicted model, not a curated record.
UUUCUCAUUCCAACGACUCAUCAUCAGCUUCGCUAGCCGCUAGGGUUUUACCCCCGAUCUACCUCGCUGGGUCCACUCGCUCUCCACUCUCCAAUCUCAAACUUGAAGGAACUAGCAAUGUCAGACAACUUACCUGAACUCAACGAGUCCUUCACCGAUGAUUUUUUACACAACGAAGAAGAAUCGGUUUUGGACUCUCUGCCUCCCGAAAUCCUACCCGAAAUUCUCGUUCGACUGCCUACAAAAGCCAUCAUCAAGUGCACCUCCGUCUGCAAGACAUGGAAAUCACUCAUCCAAAGCCCCACCUUCAUUUCCGACUAUCUCCGCCACUCCGCCACCAAAAACGACCACCCCCUCCUCCUCUUCAGGCUCUGCUCCGAGAACCUCGCGAAAGCGGUGGAGAGCCUGAGACGGGACAUAGUCGAAAAAGAAGUGUACGCUCUGCAUUGGGAUGACAACAAAGAUUUCAGCGAACACGCCAGCUUCGACUUCCCCUUCCACGGCCAAAGCAUCAAUGGAGUGUUCCGCGUCGUGGGCACCUGUAAUGGCCUGGUCUGCCUCGCCGAUGAUUUGUAUAGGUACUGCUACAAUUUCAUCAUCUGGAACCCGUGCAUUCGAAAGUUCGUCCAACUUCCUAGACCCCAUAUGCGUUUCUCCACGCACGGUGGCUAUGACGCAUCUGUUGGGUUUGGAUUCGACUCCGAAUCCAAUGACUACAAGGUGGUGAGGUUUGUGAGUCUUCAAAAUAGAGGCUCAUUUGGUAAGUUUCCGCCAGAGGUCGAGGUCUACUCACUUGCCACUGGUGAAUGGAGGAUUCUAGAGGCCUCGCCUCCCAAAGGUUGUGUGCCUUAUCGCGACCAGGCUUUUGUCGAUAACCAAGAGGCCUUUGUCAAUGGGGCGCUGCAUUGGGUUGCUCUGAGGAGGUCUAAGAAAAAACUUAUUAACUUUGUGAUGGUGUUCGAUUUGGGGGACGAGGUCUUCCGCGAGAUAGCACUGCCAAAUCCUGAUGAGUGUGCGCUGAGUGAUUCUAUUUGGGCAUAUGGGAAUUCGCUUGCCUUGAUUCAACAUUCUAAUUUAUGGGUGAUGAAGGAAUAUGCAAAUGCGUCGUCUUGGACCAAAAUUCUAAGUUUGGCUGAUCAAGGUGUCCGAAUGGGCAUACCAAGGCCGUUAGGUAUGGGGGCAAGCAAAUCUAAGGCAAGAGGUUUUAGGAAGAGUGGUGAGGUUAUUGUAGAAAUGGGUGACGGGCAGCUCAUUUCACGAGACCUUAAGACCGAAGAGAUUAAAGAUCUUGGGAUUUCUGGAUAUGGGUUUACUUUUGUUGGUUCUUAUGUUGAGAGUCUAGCUUUACUCGACAAUCCCAACCAAAGAGCUAAAACAACAGAAGGUCUAGCUUUCCUCGAUGAAGCCAACAGUGCAAUUACUGAGGUACAAGAAUGGGAUGAAAAGGACUUCGCGAUGGAACUUUUCCGACAAAUGUUUCUGAUGCCGUUAUUAAGUAGUUUAACUCAGUGACAGAAAAGAUUCAACAAAGUUUUUUGUUGGUGCUUACUUGCUUAGUAUUGGCAUUUGUUUAUUAUGCCAAAAUGAAUUGUAGUUAUUAUUAGGUUAAGGAGCUUAUUUUGUUAAACUCAUUUGGACUACACCACUGACCACUCUUAUGUUAGUAUUUCUGGAUGAUUUACAGUUUAGUUUCAGUGUGACUACAAAAAUGACUAGGCACUGAACUAUGUAUGUCAUGCUUGCAUUGUGUGUGUGUGUGUGUGUGUUGAAUCUCGUCUUUCUUGGUGAACUAGAUAGCAGUUAUAUAUAUAUAUAUGUAAUUGGUAUUAUGGUAGCUAUAGAAACUAUAUAUAAAUAUGUGUUU